AUGAGAGAGCCACCACGGUCAGAGCUGGGCUGAGCAGCGACGUUCUCUUAGACUGUAGAAACAGGACAAUUUCCCCAGAACCCUGCAACCCAGCAUCAUAUUUAGAUAGUCUGCUGGGCUUCCUGUACACCCGUGUAUUCUCACUGAGCAUCUUGAAAGCAUUUUGGCCAGAACCACAGAUGCUGCAGUUCCAGCUUGUCGUGGUGCAUUUGGCCCUUGUGAUUACCCUGCUGCAGUGGCACUCUAGCUCAGUGCUCCUCACGGAGGCAGCGCCAGAGCCUUUGGAACCUUCUGCUGCUCCAGGCAUGGGAGCACAUCCCACUGCCAGCGAAGAGAAGUCAGCCACCAACCUGGCAGCCAAACUAUUCCUUCUUGAUGAGCUGGUGUCUCUGGAGAAUGAGGUGACCGAGACCAAGAAGAAAAGAAGUUUCCCAGGAUUUGGCUCCCCGAUUGACAGGAUUUCUUCAACCUCUGUGGAUGCUAAAGGCAAACAGAGGAAAGCGGUGGAGCUGCCUAAGAGACGGUUUGGAGUUCCUCUCGACCGAAUCGGAGUGAGCCGUCUCGGCAACACCAAGGGUACUUCUGCUCGGAAUGAUUGAUGCUGUAUUGGAAACAUUUCAGGAAUACAGAAGAUGCAUCACAGCAUGUCUUGUCAUUGGCUAAAGAUUCAACACGCAAGGAACUGACGUCCUGCAAAAUCUGUUUCACGUUGCAUUUUACAAAUGUUGCAUUUACAAAUAAUAACAAAUUCAGUUCAUCAGGUCAGAAUGCUCUGACAGUUGUGCACUGUGCCACUGAUAGGAGGGAACAGAAAAUAUGUAUAUAGUUUAGUUGCAUGGCAUUUAUUUCUUAAACUAGCAGAAGUUCAUUAUCCUAGCAAGGACUGUUAGAUUUUUUGGAUUGAAAAUAAAACUUCCGGAGAUGCCAACAGCAGUCCAUGAAAAGCAGACAGUUUGCUUUGCACGUUUCUUUCAAGAAAGUGUUUGUGUGGUAGAUGAAGGGAGGAUUUAACAGUUAUGGGACAAACCUAGAAUUAUUUGAACUGCUGUUUGGGAGAAGAUGUCUACUGACUUCACUAGGAGUUUGAAUAAGAACUAUGACAAUACCUUAGUAUUUGUCCUCGUGAUUUAGUAGUCUUUCCCUUAUCUCUGCGCCAUAUUUAGACAUGUUUUCAUCGUAUGGCAGAUCCUGAAAUGUGGUGAGACUUCUAGUUUCCUCCUCUAAGCUGACGAAUACGUUUCACUCCUCCCUAGGCAUAACACAGGAUAGCAUCCAAAUAUGAAGUCAUCUACUUCCUAAGCCAUCUGCAUCAUAUGCCUUAUUUUAGCCUCUUGAUGAGCGCAUGGGGCACAAUCAGACGUCCAACUCUUAAAGUUCAAGAAUUUCUCACUCUGGUAAAAUGUAAACAUGUCCUCUCCACUUCAGAGUAAAACAGGUUAUCUUAAAUCCUGUUUCAUGCUUUUCACUUCUUUCCAGAUUAUAAAAUAUAGCUGAAAAGAGCUGUUUGCUGACAUCUCAAUGCUCAGAUUCCUAGCUGACAUUUUCUAAACCUCACAUGCUUCUUCUUGGGCUUUGAUCGAUGUCAGCUAAAUUCCUUGGAUUGCUAUUCUUAGGUAUAAAUCAACCUUAGAAUUACCAAAGAAGAUCCAUUGAGAAAGGGAUUAUGCGGCACUAAGAAAAAAAAAAAAGAUUCUUGCCAAGCACCCUGAGUUAGGCAGCCAGUAAGGCUGAAGAUAGGACGUAAGUGUUAAUUUCCUGAUCUUCUGUGAAGCACAAAGCACCUGGCUGUUGGCUAGCAAAAUGGGUGAAAAAUACAGUCAGCUUCUCAGUCAGCUACAGAAAAGGAGUUGGGAAUUCAAUGAGUCUUUGAAGUUAAAGUUGCUCUGAGGAGUAGGAUUUUGGAGCAAUUGCUCCUGUUCAGGCCAUGGUGGGAGGUGAGGAUCCCUCUCAGAAGGGCAGGUAGCAUCCAAUACAUGGCUUAGAGCCCUGCCCUGAGACCAGGACUGGCCCAGCCAGAGAAACUUUGCAAAAAACUUUGCUUUUCUUGACAUCUCCGAUAUAGGCUAAUGCUGCUGACAGCAGCUUCACAAACCAGUGAAUCCCAUCAAACAGAGCACUCUCUAGCUGAGUUAGGUGAAUUGUCAUGCUUGCCGUGAGGGGAAGCACUGCAGAUGCUUUCUAGACCAAGAUCUUCAACGCCUUAGAAAGAAAGAAGAGCUGUAAGUCCAUGGUCAUCUUGAGGUUUUGCUCCCUGCUUUUCCGCUGGUCCCACUGCUCGUUUUCUGCCUUUAAGCUUGCAGGUGAAGGCUCUGAGAGCUGGAUUGAGUGGGUGCGUGUAGACUGGCUGAUGAGAGACAAGAUUUUCUGUCCAUGCUAGAAGCAAAUUGGCAAAUGCAGACAAGCCCAGACCCUGUCCUCUGCAGUGCACUGCCACCACCUAUGCCGAGCCCGCCCUGCGGUUUAGUAAACAGUUAUCUCAUUGCACUGAGCUCAUCCAGCUAGUCUGAAAAUAAUCUGCUUGUAAAGCAGCCAUAUGUAUGGGGCAAGGGCAGAUUACGGAAGUGUUGUAGACCUGGCCAUUUAUACAGCUGUCUGUCAAAAGCAGCACGGACAGAUUCAUUGCCUGACAUAUUUGGGGAGACUCAGAUCAGAGGAAUCCAAUGCUGACACAGCAGCUUUGCAAAGGCAUUGCUGGAUCAUAAAAGUAUUGUAACAGUUGGCAGGUGUUAGCCUGGGCUUCCAAAUAAAGUUGGGUUUUAAAGCCUGUAGUUGCGUGCAGAAAUGCCCUCCAUCUGAAGGGUGAUGUGAAAGCAAAGCAGGACAGAGGUGUCUGUGAUGGUUUCGCUUGGGACUGGGAGAUGGAAGCGUCAGUCCUGCUCUUGGCUCCCACCUCACGGCAUGGAUUACUUGGGAGAAAGCAGCAGCCUUUCUGUUCCUCUGCUCCAUCUGCCGCAGAGCACACUGAGACCUCCUGUGGCUCAAAAAGCGCUCUUUAAAAUCCAUAAAGUGGCAGAUGCUCUUUAAAAUAUGAUGGUGUCUGAAAGGCUGAAACCCACAAUUUGUUUUCAUAGAUGAUAGCUUCAGUCAGCAUGC
Molecule: messenger RNA, 3093 nt
Organism: Chroicocephalus ridibundus (black-headed gull)
Lineage: Eukaryota; Metazoa; Chordata; Aves; Charadriiformes; Laridae
Gene: OSTN
Product: osteocrin
Exons: 5
Coding region: 180-599 (139 amino acids)
Biological process (GO): hormone-mediated signaling pathway
Molecular function (GO): signaling receptor binding
Source: RefSeq, a predicted model, not a curated record